Soboliphyme baturini is the source of this 1968-nucleotide messenger RNA. Lineage: Eukaryota; Metazoa; Nematoda; Enoplea; Dioctophymatida; Soboliphymatidae. The record is from the annotation of a GenBank genome assembly.
UGGAAAGGAGCAGCGGGCGACACAGGUUUCAGUGGUGCACGUGGUGAAACAGGGCCUAAUGGACGACCAGGACCUAAAGGAGAACAAGGUGAUCAAGGAAUGGCUGGAGUACCAGGCCCGCAAGGAAGCCGGGGCAUGACCGGAAAUCCAGGAAUGAAAGGAUAUCCAGGUAUUCCUGGAAAUCCUGGUUACGACGGACCACCUGGUUUACCUGGACGAAGAGGAAACAAAGGUGCAACUGGAGAAUCAGGAAUACCUGGAAAGCCUGGAACUGCCGGACUGAAGGGAGCAUCCGGCGACUAUGGAUAUCCUGGUCCUAAUGGUCAAAGAGGAGAUGAUGGAUUUCCGGGUAGACCUGGUCAGGCUGGAAGUAAAGGCGAACCAGGUUUCCCCGGUAUGCCCGGUCGUAUGGGUCGUGAUGGACUUCCCGGAAUGCCCGGCAUUCCCGGAGACAAAGGAUACCCUGGACAGGCGGGAUUACCAGGCUAUGGAGCAGAAGGUGAUAUGGGUGAUCAGGGUGCACGAGGUUUUGAUGGCAGACCAGGCAGUCCUGGACCAAAAGGGCAACAAGGUGAUGACGGUAGGCCUGGCGUACCUGGACGGCAAGGAGACAUGGGCGAUGCAGGCGUAGCCGGUGAAAAAGGAGAACCAGGAAUUAUGGGAAUUCGAGGAAAACGCGGAAGAAAUGGUGCUCCCGGAAUGCCAGGCCCUAGAGGAGACGCAGGUUUUCCGGGGCGUCCGGGACCGGGAGGACCAGUUGGCUUUGAAGGCCCACCUGGGCAGCCUGGGUUGCCAGGCAUGCAUGGAUUACCUGGCGACAGAGGCUUGCCAGGAGUGCAGGGUAUGAGAGGCGAAGCAGGCCCUGAUGGAUUUCCUGGCAUGCCUGGAACUAAGGGCGCACAAGGUGACGUCGGACGUUCCGGUUUUCCGGGUAGUACAGGGCAGAAAGGUCAAUCCGGUGAUCAAGGGCCACCUGGACCUGCGUUCCCGUUUGCUUAUGAAAAAUAUGCUUUGAGAGGCGAGCCUGGUCCAGCUGGUCCUGCUGGUCCCGCAGGGCGGCCAGGCUUUCCUGGAAGACGAGGACUUCCUGGACCUUCAGGAUUAGCAGGAGAACGUGGCGAGCCGGGUCCUACUGGCGAAUUUGGACGGCCUGGGCCACCCGGUGCCCCUGGACCAGUUGGCGAUGCUGGACCAAAUGGACGAGCAGGAAGUCGAGGACAGCGUGGGCAAGCUGGCUAUCCAGGUAUUCCAGGUCCUAGAGGAAGACUUGGAGGAAGUCGCGGAUUUUACCUUGUUCGACAUUCGCAAACGAUUGAAAAUCCAAGAUGUCCGUCUGGAACUUCUCUUAUGUGGUACGGUUAUUCCCUUCUUUAUAUCCAAGGUGAUGGUAAAUCUGCUGGACAAGACCUUGGUUCUCCGGGCAGUUGUAUCAGAAAGUUUAGUACAAUGCCUUUUAUGCCUUGCAACCUAAACAGUGAAUGCCAUCUCGCGUCGAGAAGUGACUAUUCCUACUGGCUUUCAACCCCUGAACCAAUGACAGCUUCGAUGAGCGCAGUCGUAGGAAACGCUAUUCGUCCAUACAUUAGCCGUUGCGCAGUUUGUGAAACACCAACUCAGGUGCUGGCUGUCCACAGUCAGACGUCGACUGUUCCGGAAUGCCCACGAAACUGGUCCAGUCUGUGGACUGGAUACAGUUUCAUAAUGCACACAGCAGCUGGCGCCGAAGGAACCGGACAAUAUCUCCAAAGUCCUGGUUCAUGCUUGGAAGACUUCAGAGCAGUUCCGUUCAUAGAAUGCCACGGCAAAGGUACCUGCAAUUACUACGCGACCAAUCAUGCAUUCUGGUUGGCUAUUAUCGAGAGAGAGAACAUGUUCAGGAAACCGUAUCCUGAAACACUGAAGGCGGGUGGACUACGGCAAAGAAUUAGCAGGUGCCAAGUAUGCAUGAGGAAUGCUCCAACCAAUUGA